GACGGACGUCGUGACCGCGAGAGCAUGCGUUCAGUUCAGUGUUGUUUCUUGCUCUUCUCACGACCGGCGUAUAAAUAAGUAAAUUUUUCGAUUACCUGUUGCUGUAAUAAUACUUAAUUAAAAUGGGAAAGAAAGAUAAGAAAAAGAAGAUUAGUGGAACUGAGAAAACGUUGAAGAAAACCGAAAAGAAAUUCAAUGCGAAAAUGAAAAAGGAACUGGCCGCUCUCGGAGAGGACGACAUUGAAAAGGUCGUAGCUCAAAUUGAGAAAGAGGAGGCACGUAGGCAAAAAGUUGUGGAAGCCGUGGUUGCUCCACCAUCGCGCAGAGUUAACUUUUCUUUGACUCCUCAUCCUUUCAAAGAUGAAUUAAUCAUGUUUGGAGGUGAAUUUUAUGAUGGACAAAAGACAGUGGUUUAUGGUGACCUUUUCUUUUAUAAUAUCAGCAAAAAUGAGUGGACUGUUGUUAAAGCACCAGGUGCUCCACCACCUCGGUGUGGUCAUCAAGCAAUAGCCACCCAGUCUAAUAAGGGAGAGCUUUGGAUUUUUGGAGGAGAAUUUUCUAGUCCAUCAGAGUCACAAUUUUACCAUUAUCGGGACCUUUGGGUGUUUCAUAUAGGAGAAAAAAGAUGGGAGAAGAUAACAGCUCCAGGAGGACCUUCUGCAAGAAGUGGACACAGAAUGAUCAAUAUUAAAAAAAAUUUGUAUGUUUUUGGAGGCUUUCAUGAUAACUUGAGAGAUUAUAAAUAUUUUAAUGAUAUAUAUUGUUUUAAUAUGGCAACGUAUAAAUGGUCUAAGCUUGAUACAUCAGGAAAUCCUCCUGCUCCUAGGUCAGGCUGUAUAGUUUUACCCACACCAGAAAACAAAAUUAUUGUUUAUGGUGGGUACAGUAAAGAAAGAAUAAAAAAAGAUGUUGACAAAGGUCAUGUUCAUACAGAUAUGUUUUUGUUAACCCCUGAAAAAAAUGAUCAAACAGGUUUAAAAUGGAAAUGGUCUAUUGUAAAACAGGGUGGAAUAUCAGUUUCUCCUCGAUGCAGUGCAUCAGCUGUAAUUGUUCAACCACAUUUAGCAUACAUGUUUGGAGGAGUUUACGACAAAGAAGACAAUGAUGAAGAACUUCAUGGAACCUUCUUCAAUGACCUUGUUGCAUUCAAUCUGAGUAAACUGCAAUGGCACACAGUUAAUUUAAGUGGUAAAAGUGAUACAACAGUCAAAAGAAGAAGAAGAAAAGUCAAGGACAACGAAGGUGCCGAAGAUGAUGAUCAAGAUGACGAAAAUGAAGAAGAAGAAGAUGCAAGGGAUGAAGCAAUGGAUGUCACACCUGCUAAAACUAUUGUGACUGACGAUGAUGGAAUAUUCACAGUUACUCUGGGUCCAGCACCAACAGCCAAUAAAGUAAUUGCAGAUGAUGGAACAACAAUUAAUAUCUUCACGCCAUCAGCUAGAAUCAAUCCUGGUUUAGCUGUUAAACAAAAUACUCUAUACUUGUAUGGUGGCAUGUUUGAAGAUGGUGAUAGGACAUAUACUUUAAAUGACUUUUAUAGUUUAGAUUGUAAAAAAUUAGAUGAGUGGACGACGAUAGUAAAAGACGAUCUAUCAACCCAAGUUUGGUUGGAUUCAGGUUCAGAAUCAGGUUCAGAUGGAGAGAGUGGUGAAGAUGAUGACGACGACGACGACGACGACGAUGACGAUGAAGGUGAAGAUGAUUCUAACGAAGAAAUGGACGUUGAUGAUAAGUGAUUUUAUGUAUAGAAAAAUGAAAUUUUUUAAAACUCUUAUUAUUAAAAAAUUAUUUACAACAAUAUAGAUCUAUGUUUUUACAAAAUAAAAAACAAUGUUUUUAUCACGUU
Nasonia vitripennis (jewel wasp) is the source of this 1846-nucleotide messenger RNA. Its product is annotated as kelch domain-containing protein 4. NCBI's taxonomy places the organism in Eukaryota, Metazoa, Arthropoda, Insecta, Hymenoptera, Pteromalidae. Bases 123 to 1736 code for a protein of 537 amino acids. The record is from RefSeq and is a predicted model, not a curated record. Gene Ontology annotation, molecular function: protein binding. The transcript has 8 exons.